GAAGUGGGUUUGAAAAUUGGAUAAAUUUGAGAGAUAUGUAGUGCAAGGAAAAUAAAACUAUGCUCAUUACUAAACAAACAGAUUUUAAAAAAAUUUCAAAGCAAAUACUUAAAAAUAUAAUAUAAGGACUUAUUUCCAAUGAACUUAUGGUCGAAGAAGUUUAAAAAAGUUAUAAGUUAAUUGCCCAAAAAAUGGUGAGCAACUCGGGUAAAUGCCAUUUUUAGAUAAUUUGAAACUUAGCUAAAGUUUAGUGGGUCAAGCUAAAGAUCUGUAAGGUAACUAAUGACUUUACAUAACUUCAAUUUGUAAGCACUUUUUAAGGGUUAUCUUCAAGUAUUCUCUAAAAAAUUUAGAAAAUUUUACAAGAAUAUAUCAAGCUAUUAUAAAUAAUAUAAAUAUAAAAUAAAAUCGGUAUGUCUUUUGUAUCUUUAGCGCCGAACUAAGCUUGGCUUUAUCGCUCGCAUAUACAUACGUAUGUAUCUAUGUAUUUGGUCUCAUGCUGGUAUAAGACUUAUUCAUUUAAUUACUUUCACUUUAGAAACGCCGAACCAAGGGCAUAAUAAAUUAGUGAAAGCAUAGCAAAUCAAGCACACUCUAUACUCUACCAUUCACACUGUCUAUCCCGCAUCACACGAAGUUUCUACCCCUGCGCCGAUAUCGCAGAAAAAUCAUUAGAAACAGGAAAACAACAAACCAUUGUCGUCUACUGGGUGGUAGUUAAAAGACCCCAUAGGAACAAUCAUACCACAAUAAGCGAGUAUACUGAUUUUUUAAAUGUAUUUAUAGAAUGGCUGUGACACUCUUUUCUCAGUGUAAAAUCAACUUUUAGAUUUCUGGGACCCUCCAUUUUUUCGAUUUAUUUGCAUGUUUGAGAACAAAAACAAAUUUUAAUAAUCGAAAUUCGCUAUAGUGCUUUUCAAAAUAUUCUCCAUUAAGAUAUUUACAUUUUUGCAUACGUUUAAAUAAAUUGUCGAAGCGUUUUUGCCACUCUGAUUAAGGUAUCUCCAAAACAUGCCUUUUGAACGCAUCAACCGCAUCAACGCAUCUUCAGAUGGCGAGUAAUGAUGACCUCUAAGUUUAAUUUUUCAAACGUGAAUUAAAAAGAAGUCAUUUGGUGCCGAGUCAAGACUUAAUGGAGGAUGACUCAUCACAUCUAUGAAUGCUCAAAAAUUCAAUUGUUCCAGUCCAUGGUUGAGAGCUCGCAUUGUCUUCGGUGGUUGGUUUUCCCGAUUUCUUGAAAGACAACUGGCGGACAAGUGGUUGGAUACCUUUCAGGAUUUUACUGUUCUGCGUUGUUUCAAUGCUAGGCCGCAGUGCAACUCCACACUAAAUUGAAUUUUUAAAUUCUACCUGCCUUAAGGUCCCACCACGAAUCUCCUCAAAGGGCCAAAGGACAUGAGCAGAUUGAAGCGAAUUCCAAGAGCUAACUGCUUCCCGUGGUACCAGAUUUAAGUCCCCGUUCAGACCUUGUGGGUUUUGCUACUACCAAUUGGGCACCCAUCAAACUCAAUGACUGCUGACAAUUGUCGCUUGAACUUCAAAAGUAUUUUCAUUAGAGGGAAUUUCAUUUAAAGUCAUUAAUAUCAGUUCAAGCUGAGUAUUAAAGCAUUAUCUUGGAUUUUCUGGUCAUAUUAAAAAAAAAAGUGGUGUACUCUUUUUCCUGCAGGCAUACCGAGCUCACAUGCACACAUUCGACAUUAACGACAUAUACACACAUACAAGUGCAUGGCUAUCGAUAUUCCCACCCUCAAGGUGGCAUCACUACUCGCCACUUUUUAUUGCUAUUGUACAUAUUGUUUUUGUUGACUUCACGAUGCUUGCUAUUGUAUUCCGCCUGCUAGCAGUUUACUGCUGACGAUAGCUUUUACUUAGUUGACUCGAUUUGUGCUACAUCCAUAUUUGGUCGCUAGUCUGCGUUAGUCCUUCAGCUUUUACUUCUUUUGCGUCGUGUAAUACAGCAAUAAAUGGCGCUCGUUGUAUUAGUUUGGAGCCGAUUUCUUUGGGUAGCGACGGGUACAUUGUGUAUAGAGAGAAAGAGUCUCAUAGUCAAAACCAGAGCCACUGGCAAUUUAGUGUCAACUUCUCAGUUGCCAAUUUCACAACAGCACCGCGCGGCGUUCACAGAAAUUGAAAGUUAAAAAUAUAAUUUCUUUCCGCACAACCUUAACUGCAGAGACACACAAAACUGGUUUUGUUGUUGUUGUUAUUGUUGCUGUGUUUCUUUUUGUUUUCUUCGCGACUACAAGAACAGCGCCACCCACCAACCCCCAGCCGCACGUAAGAUUACAUAGACAAGUAAGUGUGUACUUGCAUAAUUGCAUAGUGGGGGGUGGAGAAUAGAAGUGCUGCAGCAGUACACCAAACAUCUCACCCUUAAACGGUAGCAGAGACACCACAGCAGGUUAAGCUGACUCACACCGUGCUCUUAGUAGACGGGCGUGCGUUGCGGCCACAGACGGACGCACAGUGGACGCGCAUUAACUAUUCUGAGUUGUCAGCAGGACACACACACACACACACAUACAAUCAUACAUUUACAAAAAAUAUACAAAUUUAUACACAUACUCAUAUACAUACAUAUAUUAAAUAUUAUAUGUGCACAUAAUUAUAUAUGUAAAUAUGUAUGUCUUUCGUUACAUAUGUGCUUAUACAUACAUAUAUGAUAGAUUUACAUACAUACUAAAGAUGUGCAUGUGAGUUUAUGUCUGUAUGGUGUCUUCAGUCGCAGCCCAUUUUAGCCGCUUAAGCAGUAGUGUUAGUGUUGCCGUGAUUAAAUCAUCGCCGCCAAACUGUGCGCUCGCGAAAAACGAAAGUUGAAGCACUUCAAUAUGCCACUAGCAUAAGCAGCGGUAGGAACAGUAGAGGCGCGACAGUAGCAGCAAAGCCUAGCCAAAUAGCCAACUUGUCGCUGACAUCCGCACCGCUGUCAGGCAGUUAUACUUGGUUUGGUGUGUGAAUUGGCAGCAGAAUGCUGAUGUGUAGUGAAGGUUGUGUGUAAAUUGCCUGAUUUUUUUCUUUCUUUUCGAACACAGUGUAAAGUGAGCAAUAAAAGGACAUUUUCUAAGCUAUAAAACGAAUGCUUCUUAUUGAUAAUAAAAACAAAUAAAACUAAAUUUAAUAAUAAUAAUAUAUUAUAAAACUCAAAUUAUAACAAAAUGUGCAAAAUUGUGUAAUUACAGUACGGAAGAAAUGCAAAAAGUGAAAAGUGAAAGCCUAAACGGAUAAGCAAUAAUUUACGCAACCCACCCAAACAAGUUUGCCAGCGCGAAUCAUUUUCCAUUUUUUUUAAUUAAUUUUCAAAUAGUUAUAGUUCUGUAUAAGUGACGUAGUGAACGCUAUUAACUUUUUUCGUCGCUGACACAAACUCGCCGUAAACGUGUCAUGAUGAAUUUCUCCGCGUUCGGUGGUCCCUUCUCCGGCAUACAUCAGUUUGCGGCCAAAUUUGGACACGACACACAAGGUCCACCCGGCGCCUUUGCCACGCCCACCGGUAUCAAUGGCAAUGCAACGGCGGGAGUCGCCGAUAAUCAUGUGCAACGCUAUCAGACCAACGGCAAUCAUUUCAAUCAAAAUAUACCAAAUGUCUCGGCCGCCAAUAACACAAUGCAAUACGGACAAAAUAUAUCCAUACCAUAUUCACAGCCGCAAACUGAUUUAAAUUUUCUGAACUCCACGGACCAUAAAGGGAAGAUACAUCCGAAAAUCGAACGCGACCGCGAAGAAGUUUUGAAUCAACAAAUUUUGCAAAAUGUCAAUCAGUCGUGGCAAACAUUGGCCAAUACUGCCAACACCGUUGAUUACUCGUCUCAUUUGCUAUCUGCAACACUGCCAAUCUCAAUACAACACUUCCUCAAAUAUUCCGAAACAAUAAAGAAGGAAUCCUCAGGUAUUGUCGGCUCUCAAAUCAACUCAGGGAAUUUAAAUUUGAGCAAUUUGGAUACAUCACCAUCGGGUUUUAAGGGUGAUGUUCUCAAGAAUGGCACGAAUUUGAGUCUGGCACUCGGUGGUGUCGCACUCGCUCCGCCGUCCAAUCAGCAAGCAAAUGGCGCUACACAUCACAAUGGCGGCAUUGUUGGCAUGGAUCAUACUGUCCAUAUGACCAAUAUGACAGAUAAUACAAAUAAUGGUGCAUCCCUACAUCAGGGUGUUAAUGGCAAUGCGCCAAAUCCAAAUGUAAAUGGACAAGCAAAUAAUGGUCAACCCACCACUAAUGGUACGGUUACGAAUGGUAACACGGUUACGAGCACUGCACCGGCUGGUGCCACGACUACCUCAACCGGUGGUACUACAACGACCACUGGCAAGAAGACCCGAAAGAAGAAGCCACCAAAGGAGAAGAAGCCACGCCCGAAACCGGGUGAGAUACGUGAGAUUAAAGCAUUGGAUGGUUCCACGCUCUAUUGCUGCCCCGAAUGUCAAAUGGCCUAUCCCGAUCGUAGUUUAAUCGAACAACAUGUUAUCUCACAUGCCGUAGAGCGGCGGUUCGUUUGCGACAUAUGCAAUGCUGCAUUGAAGCGUAAAGAUCAUUUGACCCGUCACAAGCUAUCGCACAUACCGGAUAGACCACAUGUUUGUAAUAUUUGCAUGAAGUCAUUCAAGCGAAAGGAGCAAUUAACACUGCACAUUGUCAUACAUUCGGGAGAAAAGAAACAUGUUUGCGUUGAGUGUGGCAAAGGCUUCUACCGUAAAGAUCAUCUGCGCAAGCAUACACGAUCGCACAUUGCACGUCGCGUUAAGUCGGAAGUAUCAGCGCAGAAUGUAAAUGGCGGCAGUGGCACCGGAAACACUGCUCAGAACAACACGAUACAAGGCUCCUGAGGUUCGUACAAGGACUUUUGGUAAAUCUUCAAAAAAACUUCACUCGUGCUACAGCAUGUUGAAAGCAUCAACUGCCAUGGCCGCGCUUAUCCAAAAUCGCGUCUCAUGUUAGUGGUUGCAGUCAAUGUGUGUGUAGUGUGAAGUUUCUUUGAAUGUUUAUCAAUUGUCCUGCUGAGCCUUAAUCGAUGUAAGAAGGAGCUGAAAGAUUGUAGCAAGUAUGCGAAAGAAAGUGAAUUUUUUUCUAAUUAAUCAUGAGAAAGCAGUGUUUUUUAUUUUAUUUUACAACUAUUUUGGUAAAAGGUUGAAGAACGUGAGAAAAAGAAAUCAUGCAAAAGAAUAACAAUGUUCACAAUCGCACAAAGCUACAUACAUACAUAUGUAUAUGUAUAAGGUAGAACACGGCGUCACAUUUGCAAUUGAACGCCAAUAAUAACAACAACUAGUAAUAACUGAAACCGUUAAAUAGCAAUUUCGAUGUACAAAAUAUUUAUUUAAAAUAUAUACUGAUGUUAGGAAGACAAAAAAAAAAUACUGAAAACUAAAAACUAAAAACAAAAAUAUUUUUGCUGAAAAAGUGUAAAAAAUAUUAAACAAUAUUUUAACGAGACGAAUAGCAACUCAUGAUGAAGAACGCGCAAAUAAUUACAGACAUACAUACAUAUGUACCAUAUAUAGGUAUAUGUAUGCUUAAUUGUACGCGCAUUUAUGCAUACAUACAUACAUGCAUAAGGGAGCAUCAAAGAAAAAAAACUAAAUUAAUUUUAUGAUAGUGAAUAAUUUUGUUUGUUUUAAUUUUGAGGAUCUGUGAUCUUUUUUGGCUAUAUAAAAUUAAUAAAACAAGACAACAAACGAUCGCUAAUAAUAUGUAAAUACAAUUAUAAGUGAGAGUGAGUAUAAAAAUGACAAUUGUAAUAUUACAUAAUAGCUAGUGGACACACUUAUGUGCAUACAUAAGUAAAAAUAAUAUAAAAACUGAAGCAAAUAUAAUUAGUUUUUAUAUUACAAAUAAAAAAUAAAUCACGUGCAAUUUAAUUUAUUGUAUAUUUUUUGUAUUUUGUUUUCAAUUCUGUUGUACCUAAUUUUUGUUCUGUUCAAGUUUUACCAUAUUUAAUCGAGUAUUAAUUAAGUAUUAAGUAAAAGAAAUAAACAACGCGAAGUUCAUACUUUGCGUAAACAUGAGUAUGUACAUAUAUACAUAUUAAGUAUACGCAAAUACAUACAUACACGCAAACAAUUUGUAAUUGAGUUGAAAAAUGUAUUAGAACUGCUAGGUCUUACACCGUACGGCACAACAAUUAAUCUAAACAUUUACGUAUGUAUGUAUAGUACACAUGUAUAUGGAUGUACAUAUAUAUACACAUACAUCCAUAAGUUUAAUGUAAAUAAGCAUUAAAAUAUGUAACACAGUCAAGUAUCUACGGCAUUUAUUAUGUAUAUACAUACGCGCAUACAAUUGAAACAUACAAAAAUACUGUAUUUCUAGUUUAGGAUUUUUUAUAAACAGCUUAAAUGAAGAUUUUAAAAAUUUAAUACAUAAUUUUUUGAGACACGCAACUACACCCUGACCGACUGACUGCUGGAGCUUCACACACCAAACCAUAUAUGGAAACAUGCAUACAUACAUACCUACAUAUAGGACAGUAAACAUUCCAAGUUUUAUUUAAGUGAGACUCACAUUAGAUUCAAUUAUAGCAAGUACGUACUUACAAUGAAAAAAUAUGAUGUUGUUUGUUCAAUGAUGGUAAGGAUCAUUUAAAACAAAUGUUGUCUACCAACAUAUUUGAAUCUUAACACUCACUUCAUACCGGUACACCGUAAAUAUAUACAUGCCUACUCCGACUUGCACUAUAUUUUCCCUGAACGGGUUUUUCAAUAAGAGCGCUACAAAAUGCCAUUAUGUAUGGAACUCGAUUUCUUUUGCAUAACCUCCACAGGCACGACCAAUAAAUAAUGAAUAUUUUGCUUAUUGACGAAGCCAUUCAGCCAAAAAUGAACCACAUCGCUGAAGAUGAUUUUGCGAUGAAAAUUCGGACCAUUUUCAAGUUGAUGCUCAACCUAAUUCUCGAAUAUAUGACGAUUCUGAUGGUCGAGGGGCUUCAGUUCUUGCAUCAAUCUGAUCUUGUAAGGAUGUAGACCAAGAUCUUUUCGCAAAAUUCGUCACAACGACGUCACAGAAGCUCAAUUUUUGAUCUGACAGGACGAUUAUGGCGAUUACAAAUUGGACGUAGCGCUCUUAGAGUGAAGACCACUGAAUGACUGAAUUUUGGUAGUAAAUUUUAAUAACUUCGACUCUUUGUUAGAUCGUAUACAUAUCUUUUCAUGAUGAAAUGGCAAACCUUACUAAAGAAAAAUAUCAAAAUAGCGGAAAAAUAUGGCGUCGUUUGCUAUCUCUUUGUAGCGUCCCUAUUGAAAACCCUUUUAUUGUCGGCACCAACGACAUGGCAAUAAUCUCGGUAAAAAUGCUACCCAAACUAAUGGUUCAAAACUAAGACAAAGAUUUUUUUUAUAAACUUUUACCCUAUAACAAAUACAAUUUGAAGGAUAUUAUAGCCUCAAGCUGCCGAAGUUAACGUUUUUUCUUGAUUCAUUAUGCUUUUGUCACUAUCUAUUCAGAACCCCGAUCAGCAUAUUAUGUAUUAAUGUACUUUGAUUAUACUACCGACGAUUCUUCCGAAUGAGAAAAAUGGAUAUUUUAAAAUUUUAAAUAAAUAAACAUGCCACUAUGACUUUUCGGCGCUUUUGACAAAUCAAGGUUUUCUUCAACUACGACUACAAAAACUUUUCACGCAAAGUAAUCUUACUAACAUUGAGCAUUGGGUCAGCACCUACAAUAGUUAUACCAGUAAAAACACUACUCACUUGCACAAAUUGUUUUUAGCACGCCAAGCCACACAAAAUUUUAAUUUUAUUAACACAAGUUAUAUUUUGUUGGUCACCAUCAAUCUGACUGCUCCAACGGUAUUAAAUUUGACAAGAGAACGGACAACUCCAACACAAGUAGCAUUUACUCGCCAGAUUCAAUUUGCCAUUCAAAUUAAAAUGUAUUUCGACUUGCCAACCACUGCUAUAAUUUCACAAAAGUGAUAACUAAAACAUAACGGCGACAAGACAAAUAUUAAUUUCAAAUUCAACUAAAUCCAUGCAUACAUAUACAAUAAAUAAGAUACAAAUUUAUAUACAUAUAUAAAAUAGAUGAAAAUAAAUAAGCUAUACAAACAUUGCCAUUAAUACAGUUAAGCACAUCAUAAAUAAAUAACCACUGAACAAUAAACAAUAAGAAGCAAAUACAACAAACAAUACUUGAAAUACAAAUUUUGCAGUAAACAUAUAGUUCAAUUCAAGUUCAUACAAAGUAUAGAAAUGUAAGAUCAACUACAUAUGUAUUUAUAACUUAAUCAAAUGAGCAUAUAAAGAUCUAUUUUUUGUAAGUUAGCCAGCUAAGCCGUAUUUAUACAAAAAAAACUAAACUAAAAAAUUCCCAAUUACAAACAAAUCAAUCAAUUUAAUAAAAAAUAUGUAAAUGAAAUCUGUAAAACAUCACCAAAUUUACGGCGAUUAUUUUUCUACUAACAACUACAUACAUGCGCAUGAAUACGUGCGCACCGUGAAUAAACAAAAUAGUAUUUAAUGUAAAAUUUUGACAAGAGUGUACUGAGCACAAACGACUAAGUACAUAUAACUGUUUGUAUGUUUGUACUGUGAAAAUUUCAUGAAAAACAACACACGCUCAUGAAUAAACGCGCCUCAAAGUGCCGAACGUGUUGUGGUUUCCAUAUAACAGAGCCAUCAAACUAUAUAAUUAAUAAUACAUAACAUACAUGCAUACAACAAAAAGCGAAUUAAAGUUCAAACACUUAUUUCAAGUGACAGCAAAGAUUUGUUCAAAUUAAUUGCAUUUGACUCAGCAGCACUCAUAAUUAACUUGUAUAACAAUAAAAUAAAACACUAACACACUAAUAAGUUACAAAUGCUGCUAAUAAAUACAUUUACUAUAGACUUCAUAAAAGCCUAUUCGUGGUCAAAAAAAUAAUCAAGCUAUUUCAGUAUACUUAAGUAGGUAUAACUACAAUAAAUACGAUUAACUGAUAGAUCACUGAAUAAUAACCAGUAUAACCGACAAUUUUUAUAUAUAACGUAACUAAUAGAGUGAAUCCUAAAAAUACAAAGGUAUAAACUUUUAAAGGAAUUUUUUUUAAAGGUAGCAGUUUUUCAGUAUCAUAUUUAAUAUUUUUUUUAGACGGGUAAAACUUUCAAGCUUUUUUGCGAGCGAAUUGCAUAGUACUUGUGUUAAUAUAACUUUUUAUAAAAUUGCAUAAAUAUUUAAAAUUUCUUUUAACUAAAUUUUGAAACUUUCAAAGUGUCAUGAAAUAAUAGUUAAUUCGUUAAACCAUAAUUCAAUCAUACAGUUAAGGUUGUGGUGAUAGCACAAAAAAUAAGAAUUUCCCAGAAAUAUUUUAACUAAAAAUGUCAAAAUGAGUUUUUGCUUUAUUUUUAUAAUUCGAAAAUAAGUUUUUUAAACACUCCAACCAUGAAGUUGUGUCAGUAACACAAAAACAACAAUUUCUCAAAAGUAAUUGGAUCCAUAAUGUCAAAAUCAGCCGUUUUUUUUGUAAGCUAUCAAUCAAUGAAAAAGCGUUUUUUUGAGUGACAACUCAAUACGAAUAGAAGAAAAUAGAGAAAAUCAAAAAACAACAAGUUUUGACAUUGUGAAUAUAAACGCUUCUUUCGUAAGAGAAAGCACACGCCUCAACCUUCUAUAAUUGAGUCUUAGCUCCGAACAAUGAAAAUGUGUUUUUUGGGUGAUAACUGAAAAACCACUUAAAAUCAAAAAAUGUUUUUUGAGUUUUAAUCUAUAAUAUUAAAACAACCUUAUAUAAUUGAAUCGUGAGUUUAACAAGCUCUCUAACUUAAAAAAAUAAACCUGAAUGUAUGUACAUAUACAAGUACGUAUUCAAUUAAAAAUUAAAAUUAAAAUCAGCAAACAAGCAAUUCAGCAAUACAGUGUGAACUUCCCUUUAAUUACAUAUAAAAAUAUAAAGACAUUAGCAAAAUAGAAAACCAUGAAAUUCGAAAACGUUUAGAUGUACGAAGGCACAUACAUGCGAAAAGUACAAAUUGUGCGUUAAAUUGAUGUAAUCACUUGAUAUGAUAUAUUUAAAAAACCAACAAAAAAUAUGUAAAGGAUGUUUGUUCUCUGAAAAUAGUUAAAGAAUACUACAAAUUCAUUAUUUGCUGCACCACGGACUUACAUACAUUACAUACGCUCAAAUCAUACACGCUAUACCUGCAUUUCACCUUGGAUCAGCUGGUGACUGAAAACGAAACGGAAAAUGAAAGUUUCUAGACGCUUCAAGCUUUCGUGAAACAAAAUAAUAAUAAUACUUGCAUUCCUUUAUAACAACUCGCCAGGCACAUGCGUAGGUUCUACACAACAACUUUUUAAAAUGAAAUGCACGUGGUUUUUCAGACUUCUUUCGACAAUUUCAUUAACUGCAUUUUUGCUUGAAACUGAUCCUUAAAACUUUUUAAUGCGUGGCUCAUCUAAAUAUAAUAGACUUAUAUAAAAAACUACUACUUACAUUUUCUCCGCUUCUUGAGCUAUCCAGCGAUCUUAGCUGUACAAAGAUCAUUUGAAUUAAUUAAUCACUAAGUUUACCACUUUCUGAUACCGUAACGAAACUUUUAAUAUGUUCUCAAAUAAAUACGGUGAGUUGCCUAAAACCUGAGUUUCACACAAUGUCGAAUCAAACAAGCACACUAGACUCUGUUUUCAUAAACACGCUCAUCAAACGGAAUCAUUUUCAUUUGUAUUUGAUUCAUGUGUAAUUAAUAUAAAGUAAUUAAGCGAAAAUGUAAUCUAAAAAUAAAAUAAAAUUAAAGUAAACAACAAAGAAAUUAAAUGAACUCAGGGAUAGAGCCUCCAAAAAUUUAAUAAAUAAAAGACAUGCAAUAUUUUAGCAAAAACAAAACAAAAAAAAAACAAAAACCGAAACAAAAAUAUUAUAAUUGCUUAUACGAAAUUUUAAAUUUAACAAAUUUUAACGAGAAUAAAAAUAUAUGUCUAAACUACUUGAAAUAACAAAGCGUAAAAAUUCAAAAAGAAACAUUCAAAGCACCGGAAGGAAAUAUAAAACCAAUUAAUUGAUAUAAAAGUUUAACUAUGUAGUAAGCAGAAAGAACUUAAAAGUAAAAAACAACUCAAAGCAUAUUUGAAAGCGUCAAACAAAAUGCGAACAAAGCUUAAACACGAAAUUAAAACGUUUUAAACAAUUUCACACACAAAAUUUUGCACAAUACUUAUUAAAUAAUUUAUGUACUCUUGUAUGGCAAACAAAAAACUUAAAGAAAGUCAAAGAAGAUUGAUUGUAAUUUAAAAUACAAAUGUUGUUUUGCUUUAAAAAUUUUCAAUUUUUUGCGAUAAAAUACAUAUGUAUGUAUACAUUCGUAUAUCUGCUAUAAGUAACUGAACACCUUUGAUAUGUAUUCGGAUAAUAACAAAAAGAAAAAAUAAGUUGUAGAAGUUUGGUAUUAGAGGCUUAAACAUGAUUCGAUGGAAUUUUGCAAAGUGUUUAUGGUUUUCGUUGCUGUUGCUGAAUGACAGUAGUAGUGCAGUAUACUUAAAUUAUGCAUAAUUAUGUGCAACCUGCGACUUAAAAUAAUAAGGUAUAAGAAAUGUUACAUAAAACAGUGGCAGCAUUACCGUUAGUGAGCCUAGUAGGUUUCAGUGAUGAUUAUAAAUACAUAUUACGGUAACCGUUUUUACCCAAAUUGAUUUCGUUUUUUUACAAACUCUCCCUAAAGUUUCAGAAUUUGCUCUGAAAAAAUGGAUCCACUGUAAAGAACCUCCUUAUUUUCAAUAUUAACGUUGACAAAGCUAUUUUACUUUUAUUAUACAUUUAAUGUUUUGAUCUUUUGCAAUAAUUUUUGUGUUUUUUAUCUCCCAAACAGAUAAGCCUAUAACUUUCAUAUAAUGAUAUUUUCAUACAAUAUUUUCCAUUCUAAAUUUUCUUCAAAAGGGUCUAAUUAAUUUUUUUAUAAAACCAUUUCUUUAAAAGUUAUACGCAGUUAAGUUAGGUAUCAAAAGAACUGUAUUCAUGCAGUACACCAUGUCGUAUGAGUGACACAGAAUGUAUACAUAAAUUUAUACAGUACACCAUGACGUAUGAGUGACACAGAAUGUAUACAUAAAUUCAUACGGUGCACCAUGGGCGACACAGAAUGUAUACAUAAAUCACUUCAAUGAAUGCUCAAGUCAUUGGACUCCCCAAUACAUAUAGCCUACUUAUUGCUUUUUUUUAGCUUUUUCACGUUUAUAUUGUAAACGAUUAUGUUAUAUGACAAAAGUAUGUCAAUAUGUUAAAUGUACCAUUUUAGGUUUGAAAAUGUUUUUACACAAUACUGCUAGUCCAUUAGUUGCCUUUUAACUUUCAAUUUUAAUUUUAUAUUAUAAUACGCUGAUUUCAGCGUUAAAUAAGAUACCUUUAAGCUAAUGUCUACACAUACUGUGUUAGGAGUUUUUAGACUUUACAAAACAUCUUUAAUUUUUUUUGUAUUAAUUUUACUCUCCUACUUGCUAUAAUAUAAAGUAGUUUAAAUAAUUUUUACGUUUGAGCAAACAGUUGUAAGGUUAGAAAGUAGUUGGAUGGCAAAAUUGAUAACAAUCGGUAUGAAAGAUAAUAUUUUUGUAAACGACCUGAAAUGAGUGGUUUAUUUUUUUAUAUGCAGAAAGAUAUAGGGUGUAGCGUAUGGCGAGUGAGUCAUGACCUUGAUCAGGUUUUCAAAUAUUAAUAUAUAUGUAGGUAUGUAAUAGUAAGCUGCGAACAAAAGACGACUUGGUAGUACGUAGUAGGAUUAAAAAACUAUUUUUAUGAAAAUAUGGACUGUAAAAUCAAACGAUAUGGAAGAAUGAAAAAUUAGAUGCUCGCCACUAGGAAAACCAGUGAGCAUAUGAAUACUUGUAAUAUUGUAAAGAAAUGCAUGCACACGAGUACAUACAUAUUGGUUAAAUGAAUAUUAAAGAAAAAUAUAAAAAUUAAAUUCACUUUACAGCAGCUGUUUUUCACUUAUUAAAUUAGAAAUGAAAAUUUUGAAAAAAAAUUAAUAUUAUAAAAGAUAGUUUACGACAAUGGUGAUAUAGUAUUGGUGUAGCAACAAUUACAUAAUAAAUUCUUUAAUUGGACUCACUCAGAAAAACCAGCAACGUUUAUGAAGCAAAGUAAUUAGAAGUUAUGAAGAAAUAAGCAGACUUGCAUACAAGCAAGGCAAGGGAAAGCGCGUAUUUUUUUUUGGCAGCAAUGAGGUUACUGAAAUAUGUUUAGGAUGAUGCAUAUAUUAUAAUUCUUAAACUCAUUAACUUAACAAAUUACUUCAAAGUAUUUCAUAAAAAUGAAAGGUGUGUAUAAUGUAAGGCAAAUGAUAUAAUAAUGAGCAUAUAAAUAAUUACACAAAAGAAUUGAGCGAAACAAGCUAAUGUGCGAUAUUGUACUAAAUUAUGAAUAACUUUGUACUUGAAUUAAUAUUUUAUUUAAACUUAAGUCAAGAUAUUCAAAUAAAAUAUAAUCAUUUCAAUUCAAAUA
Molecule: messenger RNA, 13394 nt
Organism: Bactrocera dorsalis (oriental fruit fly)
Lineage: Eukaryota; Metazoa; Arthropoda; Insecta; Diptera; Tephritidae
Gene: l(3)neo38
Product: zinc finger and SCAN domain-containing protein 2
Exons: 5
Coding region: 3382-4818 (478 amino acids)
Biological process (GO): regulation of transcription by RNA polymerase II
Cellular component (GO): nucleus
Molecular function (GO): RNA polymerase II cis-regulatory region sequence-specific DNA binding; DNA-binding transcription factor activity, RNA polymerase II-specific
Source: RefSeq, a predicted model, not a curated record